CUUACAAGUUACAACAUUGAACUUUACAUCUUCGCAUCUUUAAUCGUCGCUUACGAUGGUACAGACCAACAUUGUCUAAGAGCUUCCAUUCAGGUACCUACAUGUACCUUUACAACAUUAUGCCAAAGAAACAUACCCAUAUAUAGUACUUGGUCUCACGUAAAUGAGCUAUUGUGAAGCUCUAUGAGCUCAUUCGGAUAGGUAUAAUCCAUACCAACUGUCUCUACCGAUGAGAUAACAUGGAAGAGCUACUCACUCCCGUGAGCCAGACUUAUCGAAAGUCGAGCCAACAAGAUGAGCUGUUCCAGCUCUCUAAACCAGUUGAACGAGCGCCAGAAACAGAACCCCAGUUUCGUGGCUCAUCACCAGAAGAGGCUCUUCAGACUCUCAAAAAUCAGCCGAGUUAUGAAGUUCUCCUAUCUGUAUUGAAGUAUCUUCAAAAAGGUUCCCAAGCCAGCCAUGAGUACGACAUUAGGAAACCUAGUCCACAGAGUGCGCAAAUAGUACAUAUACUAGUCACAGAGAUCGUUCCCAAUUAUUGGACUGUAUUACGGGAUGCAUCGUCAGGACCUAGUAAAGGAGAUGCUGAUGUGCUGCUCACCUGCCUACGGAGUCUUACGGGUAUCAAUGCCAUAUUGGCCCAUAUGCGUGCUCUUUUAAAAGAAGCAAAGUCGGACUCAAAAUCCCUAAAAGACUCCCAUGUUACCUUUAGUCUGACUUUCGUUCUAGAGAUGCUGUCUCAACUUCUACAUACUGAUAAUAAUAUGAAACGCAUUUGGCGUAGCACUACUUUCUCAACGAAUGAACACCAGACCCGACCCAUGCGUCAGGAGUUCAUCACCCUAUUUGCCAGUGGGAAGAUUGUUUCGUUAUCUUCCGAGGCAGAAGAUAUCUGUCGACAGGCAGGGAAGCUGAAGGAUAACAUGUGGAUAAGUGAUGCAAAGUCAUACAUUGACUGGCUUGGUAGAAAUAUGGUACGGUGGAUGCGAUCUGUGAUCAACGACGACGACUUGAAGUUGUGUGCCGAAGUAUCAGCGCGUGCAAUACGGCUUGGCAACUCUGAAUGCUUUAUCAAUACACUCUUCACAGGGUUACUUCUUCAAGAUGCAGACACCCAUGCAGUAUUUGCAAAGUUUCUGGGUUUCUUCCCAUCUCUCGAACAGCGCAAGGUCGUUGAUCUCAUUUUGAAGUUACUCACGGAUAGCUAUCUUGUUAACGUUGACAAUAAUGCUACGUUGGCUGAUUCCCCUAUCAUGUCAGCUGCAUCAGAUAUUGUGAAGUUCAUAAUAGGGAACGACGAGAUACGGAAAAACAGUCUCGUGAGUUGGUUAACCAGCGGAUCUGGUGCGGGAAUUGGCGAAGGCUGCGCUAUCAGACGGGUCGUCGUGUCUGUCUUUGCCGAAGACAAGGAGUUUAUGGCGACCAUCUUGGAGAGGAGUCUAAACCAAUUCGGCGAUCAACUAUAUAUCAAACACGCACCAAUACUUCAGCAGGAUGCUCAUGCUCAAGUGUUACUCCUCAGUGCCGGAUACAUCCACAAACUCGCACCGAUAAAACUAACUCUAUCACUACGAUCCAGCGCUUAUCUAAAUGCCAUUUCCAACCGGAUAGGUGCGUCCCAAAGCCGCGCUCGUUUCUUAGGAAUGGUCGUCGGAGAGGCGCUCUCCGGGCUAGUCCAUGGAAAAGAGACCAAGUUGGAUUUCAAAAUGGACGAGAUGGACACGGAAGAAGCACGAUGGUAUAAAUCACUUGUCCAUAUACCAGAAAAGACGGAUUCAUUAGACUCAUUUAAAGACAUUUUUGCUCUGCGAAAAGAUACAAGUACACCAAAACCUACGAAAACGGCACAUACUAAAACCCCAGUCCCAAGGCCAAGGAAAAUACCACCUCAAUCAGGUUUCAUUAUUGAGGAAGUCGAGGAUGAUGAAGACGAUGAAGAUUCAGACUUGGUACCAUAUGCGAAGCCUGAUUCAGACGUCGAUGAUUCGGAUGAUGACCCAACACUCAUUAACCGCAACAAGCCUAAAGCCCCUGUUUACAUCCGGGAUCUUAUUGCAUGCUUCCGAGAUACGGAGAGCUACGACCGACAGAAACUUGCACUUAAAACUGCCCCGGCCUUGAUCCGUCGCAAAGCGAAUUAUGGUACGGAGGUUAGUUCUCAUGCAGAAGAACUUGCUACCCUUCUUGUCGGUCUACAAGAUAAGUAUGAUCUCGAAGGCUUUGACCACCUACGUAUGCAGGGAAUGGUCGCCGUUGUCGUUAGCCAGCCGAAGAAGAUGGGGCAGUGGUUCGCGAAGACAUUCUUCGAUGGCGAUUACUCCUUGUCCCAGCGGGCUUCUGUGCUCAUCGUGUUGGGCCUCGGUGGUCGAGAGAUUGCUGGCUUCGAAGCGUCUGAAUACGCUUCAGCUGAAAAGUUCCCAUCAAAAAUGCUUCCUGCCAAAGUCGAAAAGCACUUUAUCACAUCUUCCUCUGCAAAGACACUCGGGUCCUCGGCUAGUCAGCUGAAGGCCCUUCCCCCGAAUGCGCUUGAUAGUCUAGCCAAAUCCCUCUCACAGACCUUUCUGGCCCCCCUAGCGGCAGAGGCCGCCGACGUGGCAACCGGACCGGACGCCCUCAAGCUCUCGUCUUUCACAUCGCGUUUGAACUCGCAACCCUCCCAACUCGGGAAGAGCAAAGCGAAGCCACGCGUGCGAGCCAUCCCCAACACCACCGCCUCUCUCAUCGCCUCCUCCUUCUUCUUCCCUCUGACCUCCCGCUUCCAAGCAGCAAUGCGCUCCGCAUCCGCCACAACGCGAGGCAUCCUCUUCCAACCGUACCUCCUAACCGUCUACCUCAAAACCCUUGCCCUCCUCCUCCACGCCGCCGGCCCCAGCACCCUGUCCCUCCCGCAGAUGACCGCCGAGUUCUGGGACCUGCUCCUCGGCGUCCGGGGCCAGUGCGUCGGCGACCACGGCGUCACGCAGGCCGUCCUCUUCGGCCUCGUCGCCCUCCUCGACGUCAACGAGGCCAACAUGCGCGGGCUCUGCGAGAGCCAGGGCCGCGAGGUCGUUGAGACAGUUGAGUGGGUGAGCGGGGUCUUUAACAACACGCGUGGUGGUGAUGUGGGGAGUGGUGAGGGAGGGGGCGAGGAGAAUGAGGUCAAGAUGAUGGCGGCGGGGGUCCUGAUUAGAUUGCGUGAGGCGGUGGAUAAGUAUCAGGCGCUGUUGAUGGGGGAUAUGAUUGGGUUUACGUAGGUGUCUAUCUAGGUAGUUAAGGAGAGAGGGGUACAUGAUGUAGGAAGUAUUUGUGUGGUGGACGCGCUACCUAAAGUAGGUAGGUAGAUAGUACAGAGACCAACUACUCAACCUCUUCUCCUAGAUCUUUCCUUUACGCAUUGAAGACAUGAACUUGUGUG
Hypoxylon fragiforme is the source of this 3394-nucleotide messenger RNA. RefSeq names its product telomere length regulation protein-domain-containing protein. The record is from RefSeq and is a predicted model, not a curated record. Bases 240 to 3233 code for a protein of 997 amino acids. Lineage: Eukaryota; Fungi; Ascomycota; Sordariomycetes; Xylariales; Hypoxylaceae. Gene Ontology annotation, molecular function: Hsp90 protein binding; telomeric repeat DNA binding. The transcript is spliced from 3 exons. Gene Ontology annotation, biological process: telomere maintenance via telomerase; protein stabilization. Gene Ontology annotation, cellular component: cytosol.